Triticum aestivum (bread wheat) is the source of this 1977-nucleotide messenger RNA. RefSeq names its product adoMet-dependent rRNA methyltransferase spb1. Gene Ontology annotation, molecular function: rRNA (guanine) methyltransferase activity; rRNA (uridine-2'-O-ribose)-methyltransferase activity. Lineage: Eukaryota; Viridiplantae; Streptophyta; Magnoliopsida; Poales; Poaceae. The record is from RefSeq and is a predicted model, not a curated record. The coding region runs from base 283 to 1806 and encodes 507 amino acids. Gene Ontology annotation, biological process: rRNA methylation; maturation of 5.8S rRNA from tricistronic rRNA transcript (SSU-rRNA, 5.8S rRNA, LSU-rRNA); maturation of LSU-rRNA from tricistronic rRNA transcript (SSU-rRNA, 5.8S rRNA, LSU-rRNA). Gene Ontology annotation, cellular component: nucleolus; preribosome, large subunit precursor. The transcript has 10 exons.
GCUCGUGCGUGCGAGUCGGGGAUUUUUUUUUUCGUUAUUUUUUUGUAGGUCUUUUUUUGGCCGUUUUUCUCUGGUGCGACGGGAGGUUUGACGGGAUCGCUGGGAGUGUUUUUGUUUGACGUGUCUACCUGUGGUGGGAGGAAGGAUGAAAAUAAACAAGGAGGCGGGACGAAAAUUAAUCAUGAGUAGAGAAAAGGAACACAACCUCGCGCCUUCCAUGAACGUGUCGCACCCAAAAGCCCUAGCUCGAACGCACGGCGGCGGUGGCCGCGAGAGGCAGCCAUGCCUCCCACGGAUGAACCGAAGGGAAAGAAGCAGCGGGCGAAGGACAAGCACUACCACCUGGCAAAGGAGCGAGGAUACCGGAGCCGCGCGGCCUGCAAGGUGCUCCAGCUCGACGAGCGCUUCCGGUUCCUCCCGUCGGCGCGCACCGUGCUCGACCUCGGGGCCGCGCCGGGGGGCUGGACCCAGCUCGCCGUCAGCCGCGCCACCGUCGGCGGCCUCGUCGUCGGCGUCGACCUCGCGCCCGUCCGCCCCAUCCGCGGGGCGCGUCUCCUCAAGGAGGACAUGACCGCUCCCAAGUGCAGCUCCAAGGUGCGCAGGCUCAUGGACUCCAGGGGCGUCGCGGCGUUUGACGUCGUCUUCCACGACGGCGAUGUACGGAGGAAGAAGAGAAGAAACCGCUCGGUGUGCGCUGGCACCGGCACAUCGGUGGCACAGGAGGAGGCCCCAACUACGCAGUCAGCCCUUGUCAUUAACACCAUACGGCAGGCCACCAUGUUCCUUGCCCCUGGCGGCGUCUUCAUCACCAAGUUCUUCAGGUGUCAAGAUUACAAGGCUGUAAUGUUAUGUCUCAAGCAGCUAUUUGAAAGAGUUGAGUUCACUAGACCUUCAGCAAGUCGGCGCAGACCUGCUGAAAUUUACCUCGUCUGUCUGAAAUAUAAAGCCCCUGCCAAGAUUCAGCCAGAACUUCUUGAUUUGAAGCACUUGCACUUGUUGAGUGUGGAUGCAGAGAAGAGCAAGUUUCUUGGUCGAUCUGCAGCGGAAGAGACGGCCUGGGGGCCGAUAAUAUGGAUUUGUGGGGAUUUACUUCUGAUGGAUAAAAAUCGCUUAAAAUAUAUCCUAAAAUGGCGCAUGCGCAUAAGGACUGCACUUUCAUGUUCACAAGUUAUAGCAACCGCUGACGGUACCACGAUGGGCACGAAGGGCAAAAAUGAUGACCAACUUUUACCGGAAAUGGAGGAACUUAUGAGUGUCAUUAGUACAAAGGAAAGGAGAGAGAAUAAGCGUCAAUCAAGGCAUCAGACAAAGGAGAAAGCACACAAGGCAAUAAGAAUGCAAACUGAUGCUACAGAAUAUUGUUACGGCGACCCUGACUUGUUUUUUGUUAGUGAUACCAAUGGUGGAAAAGAACCUCAAGCUGUUGAGUCAGGAGAAGAUGGAGACAGUAGGAAUGGAGAAACUCAAACUCAUGAGGACUCUGAUGAGGUGAUAGAUUCUGAUGAAGAACUGCAGAGGUAUGAAGCUCAACUUGAGGAGUUGAUCGAUGAAGCUUAUGCGCGCAUUAUGACUACAAGAGGCGGAGGAGUGAAACAAGAAACUAAACGUGCCAAGUGUAUUGAUCUCAAUACUGAUGCACAUUUUUACGAGGGUGUUGAAGAAUCAGAUGAUGGUGUGAUAGGGAUGAAGGUUUCUGAUGAAAAUUACGAUCAGGAGGCCAAUCCCCUUUCACCGUCUCUAGGUACAGAGCAGUUAACAAAAGAGCAGCUUCGAAAUAUGUGGUUCAGUCAGGAUGUGUUCCCAUAAUCUGUUUUUACGGGGGCAGUGUUUUAUAGGCGGUGGGCCUCCCCUAGGUGCGCAACGGCUCGGGUUUAAUAUCUAAAGAUAAGAGUUUGUAUGUCUUAAGGAUGGUAGAUCAGUUUGAGGGUGUCUAGACCUGACUAUUGAAUGAAUAAAGUAACAGAAAGUUAUCGGUGA